Molecule: messenger RNA, 1431 nt
Organism: Fopius arisanus
Lineage: Eukaryota; Metazoa; Arthropoda; Insecta; Hymenoptera; Braconidae
Product: nascent polypeptide-associated complex subunit alpha, muscle-specific form-like
Exons: 3
Coding region: 1-1431 (476 amino acids)
Source: RefSeq, a predicted model, not a curated record
AUGGUUGAUCUUGACGCUUGGAAAUUGGUACUUCCCCAAGCAGGCCACUUGGGGGUUGAUAAGACCUAUCGGCGUCUCUACGAGGCAUAUUAUUGGCCAAAUAUGUUUAGGGAUGUCGUGGCCUUCGUCCGCCACUGCGACAUUUGUCAACGCUGUAAGCUCCUCAAGCUCCAGCACCUCCACGUCAUCCAGCUGCAGCAGCUCCUCAUCGGAUUCCGAGGGCUCGGUUAUCUACAACCCGGAGCCAACAUCAGGAGACCCAGCCGUCCACCAGGCCGAAUUGAGGACUGGACAUCAUCCCCUGUAAGGGUGGCUCCGGCAAGUCCGCCGGCAUCUAGCGUCCCGAGCAUGAGCACCGAGUGCAUUGACUUCGGCCCACUCGGGGACCUCUCGCUGCCCAGCACCACGGCGACAGCAGCGUCACCACCUCCAGCUCUUUCUCAUCCCGAGACGGAGCUGGCCACACAACAUCCGCCGCCCACGGAUCCAAGGGCCGGCGAGAAAACGCCACCACAUCCGCUCCUCAGAGUAGAUGAGGGUGGCGAGAAGCUCCCGGAGGUCACCCCUUUGGGUUCCGGACGUGCUUUUGCCGUCGCGGCCACUCGUCCGAGCACAUCAGCUCAGGCCUCGACAUCCGCCUGUACGCAGCCAGCAGCUGAGGGCCACUACGUCCGCUCGCACCACCACCACCACAGCGAAGCGGGAAGGAGGGCAGCCCAGGGGAACCACCGGAGGCAAACGACGCAAGCCUCGGCACUGGUGUUUCGACUGCCGCAGGCAUGGCCAUGCACACCAGGUUUGCCCCAACCCCACCGGAGAGCUGUUCUGCGGGCUAUGCCCCUAUCGACUCUGGGCCGACAGGGUCUGCCCGGACCAUGGCCCGUGACUCAGCCUGCCGGAGGAAGAACGGCCGGACCCUCCAGCAAGCCAGCUGAGACCUCCAAGGUGAGGCCAUCACCGUCAGCUGCGCCGGCCACCUCCAGCACUCGUCCUCGGCCGGUCGCCCGAUCGCCGCCACGCCUUCACGAUCGCCGUGCUGAGGAGUAUUGGGCUCCCUUUGAAAGGGUCCCUAUCCGUCCGGCCGCCGCCGGACCGGCUUAUCCGUUCCCCCGGGAGGAGAAACGCAGGCCUCGUCAGGAGGACGAAAAUGCAGAAGAUUCGGAGCUCCGCUUCCUCUGGCAACCACCAGCGACGGCGCCGACCAGCCACGACACCGGCUACAGGUCCCAGGAGCACGGGUAUUACACCUCGGCGGCCGCUAGCGCACCGACCCGACCAGCUCUGGGGCGUGGGGCGAACGCCCGCUUCGGGCCGCCACCGAGUCAGGCAACUCGUUGGCCCAGAGGGACCAUAGAGGCUCUCCAGAGCAUCCUGGACCAAGCCCAGCGCGACCAGCAGCUGAGUCCAGAACCCAGGUAUUAUCCCCGGUAA